This is a messenger RNA of Odobenus rosmarus divergens (Pacific walrus), 3431 nucleotides long. It is a transcript of the gene NLN, whose product is annotated as neurolysin (metallopeptidase M3 family). Bases 144 to 2258 code for a protein of 704 amino acids. The record is from RefSeq and is a predicted model, not a curated record. Gene Ontology annotation, biological process: peptide metabolic process; proteolysis. The transcript has 13 exons. NCBI's taxonomy places the organism in Eukaryota, Metazoa, Chordata, Mammalia, Carnivora, Odobenidae. Gene Ontology annotation, molecular function: metalloendopeptidase activity. Gene Ontology annotation, cellular component: mitochondrial intermembrane space.
UGGGCGGGUGCGGACAGGGCUGGCCGCCGCCGCAGCUGUUGCCUCCUGCGCUAGGCCUCCUCUCGGCUCCCAGGCGCCCCGCAUACCCCACCCCAGACCCGAGGACAGCGCGCCCGCCGCCGCCGUCGCCUCUCGGCCCUCCCAUGAUCGCCCAGUGCCUUUCGGCUGUGCGAGGCCUCCACAGAGUUAGUGGUUCCAGGAUUUUAUUCAGAAUGACUUUAGGAAGAGAAGUGAUGUCUCCUCUUCAGGCAGUGUCUUCCUAUACUGCGGCUGGCAGAAAUGUUUUAAGAUGGGAUCUUUCACCAGAGCAAAUUAAAACAAGAACUGAGGAGCUCAUCGUGCAGACCAAACAGGUGUACGAUGCUAUUGGAAUGCUUGAUGUUGAGGAAGUAACUUAUGAGAACUGUUUGCAAGCACUGGCAGAUGUAGAAGUGAAGUAUAUAGUGGAACGAACCAUGCUAGACUUUCCCCAGCACGUCUCCUCUGACAAAGAUGUACGGGCAGCAAGUACAGAAGCAGACAAAAGACUUUCUCGUUUUGAUAUUGAGAUGAGCAUGAGAGAAGAUAUAUUUCUGAGAAUUGUACAUUUACAGGAAACAUGUGAUCUGAGUAAGAUAAAACCUGAAGCCAGAAGAUACUUAGAAAAGUCCAUUAAAAUGGGAAAAAGGAAUGGGCUCCAUCUUCCAGAACAAGUACAAAAUGAAAUCAAAGCAAUGAAGAAAAGAAUGAGUGAGCUAUGUAUUGACUUCAACAAAAACCUCAAUGAGGACGAUACCUUCCUUGUAUUUUCCAAGGCUGAACUUGGUGCUCUUCCUGAUGAUUUCAUUGACAGUUUAGAAAAGACAGAUGAUGACAAGUAUAAAAUUACCUUAAAAUAUCCACACUACUUUCCUGUCAUGAAGAAAUGUUGUAUCCCUGAAACUAGAAGGAAGAUGGAAAUGGCAUUUAAUACAAGGUGCAAAGAGGAAAACACUGUAAUUCUGCAGCAACUACUCCCACUGCGGGCCAAAGUAGCCAAACUCCUCGGCUAUAGCACACAUGCUGACUUUGUCCUCGAAAUGAACACUGCAAAGCGUACAAGCCAUGUAACAGCCUUUCUAGAUGAUUUAAGCCAGAAAUUAAAACCAUUGGGUGAGGCAGAGCGAGAGUUUAUUUUGAAUUUGAAGAAAAAGGAAUGUGAAGAGAGAGGUUUUGAAUAUGAUGGGAAAAUCAAUGCCUGGGACCUACAUUACUACAUGACUCAGACAGAAGAACUCAAGUACUCCAUAGAUCAAGAGAUCCUCAAGGAAUACUUCCCAAUUGAAGUGGUCACUGAAGGCUUGCUGAACAUCUACCAGGAGCUGUUGGGUCUUUCAUUUGAGCAAGUGGCAGAUGCUCACGUAUGGAAUAAAAGUGUGACGCUUUACACUGUGAAGGAUAAAGCCACAGGAGAAGUUUUGGGACAGUUCUACCUGGACCUCUAUCCAAGGGAAGGAAAGUACAACCACGCAGCCUGCUUUGGUCUCCAGCCUGGCUGCCUCCUUCCUGAUGGGAGCCGCAUGAUGUCGGUGGCCGCCCUCGUGGUGAACUUCUCGCAGCCAACAGCGGGCCGUCCCUCUCUCCUGAGGCACGAUGAGGUGCGGACUUACUUCCAUGAAUUUGGUCAUGUCAUGCAUCAGAUUUGUGCACAGACUGAUUUUGCACGAUUUAGUGGAACAAAUGUGGAAACUGACUUUGUAGAGGUGCCAUCCCAAAUGCUUGAAAAUUGGGUAUGGGACAUGGAUUCCCUCCGAAGAUUGUCAAAACAUUAUAAAGAUGGAAGCCCUAUUAUGGAUGAUCUGCUUGAAAAACUUGUUGCUUCCAGACUGGUCAACACAGGUCUUCUGACCUUACGCCAGAUUGUUUUGAGCAAAGUUGACCAGUCUCUCCAUACGGACGCAUCGCUGGACGCUGCAAGUGAAUAUGCCAAAUACUGCACCGAGGUUUUAGGUGUUGCUGCUACUCCAGGCACAAAUAUGCCAGCCACUUUUGGACAUUUGGCAGGGGGAUAUGAUGGCCAAUAUUAUGGAUAUCUUUGGAGUGAAGUAUUUUCCAUGGACAUGUUUUACAGCUGUUUUAAAAAAGAAGGGAUAAUGAAUCCAGAGGUUGGAAUGAAAUACAGAAACCUAAUCCUGAAACCUGGGGGAUCUCUGGACGGCAUGGAUAUGCUCCAGAAUUUCUUGAAACGUGAGCCAAACCAGAAAGCGUUCCUAAUGAGUAGAGGCCUGCAUGCUCCUUAAACUGGGGAUCUUUGGUAGCAGUCCAUGUCUGGAGGAGAAGUUGACAUCGCCAUGUGUUACUGGCCUGGAAACUGAAGGGAGUUUUACAAAUGAAAGUUUAGAUUUCUAUUGACUGCCUUUUGUUUUUCGCUUUGAAAAAUUUUGCAGACGUAAAUGGAACUAUAAAUACCAUGACCUAAGCAAACACCCAUUAGAAAAUAAUUGUACUAUAAAAUUUCAUAAAAAUGGAUUUGAUUUCUUUUUAUAAAAGUUUCAUAUGAAUGUAAUUUGAUUUUUUACUAUUGUACUCUAGAUAAUAUAAUGUAAGAGGGCUAAGAAUUUUUAAAUUGAAUCAUAUACAUUAUAUAAUUUGAUCCUUCUUAUAUCGCAAAGCUUUGUACUUGAGAUUUCUGGACUGAUAAUGAAUCAUCACAUUCCUCUGGUAAAUAUUUUCUUGGAGCCCUGCAUCACCUUUGACCCUCUGUCUCAUGGUAAAGUGUGACCUCUUUGCCCACAUACCUCAGGGCCAGGGGAAUAUGCCUCAGUAAUGCAUUUAUCUUUGCAUAUCAGGUCUUACGAUUUCCACCUUUCUGCCACACUUAAAUUAUGUUCCGCCAUUGGGGUUUAUCUUUUUUAAAGUCCUGUCAGAGAGUACCAAAAAAAGUACGAGUCUUAACUGAACUGGCCUAAUGUGUAUUGUUUCUGUAUCUGGUGUUAGAGGAUUUUCGAUCUUGUAUUAGAGGUUCCUUUCCACCUCAGCAUAUGAAGAUUGUUAGUCUUUCGACAUAUUUGCCAACUAGCGCACUAAAGCAAGUCCAAGGAUAUGUUUCUUUUCUCAUGUUCUGGUAAGUGGUAGGGACUUUGCCUCCUUUAUCUCCUCCACGGUGGCAGAUAAACAUGUCACAAAUGGCAGUGUAGUGAAGAGAGCUAGAGCUGAUGUCAGGCAGAAAGAGUUCAGAAACUCCAGAAGAGGAGUAAGUUCUGGACAGAAGUGUUUGAGGACGGCUGAUCCGAAGUGUCAUGUGUUCUUUAACUCAGCCACAGGGAGGAGGCUCUUCAUAGCCUAUCUUGUCUGGUGAUUUUUAUUUUAAGUGAACCUUUGGAUCUCUCUUUAACUUUCUUUUUUAUGAGUCUAACUUCUACUUCUACGGCAGACCAAUAAACUUACAGUACUUACUUUUCCCUAGGAGCCUA